This is a messenger RNA of Silurus meridionalis, 2104 nucleotides long. It is a transcript of the gene tspan12, whose product is annotated as tetraspanin 12. Lineage: Eukaryota; Metazoa; Chordata; Actinopteri; Siluriformes; Siluridae. The record is from RefSeq and is a predicted model, not a curated record. The coding region runs from base 605 to 1498 and encodes 297 amino acids. Gene Ontology annotation, cellular component: membrane. The transcript is spliced from 7 exons.
UCCUGCCCCAGACUGAGCUCCCAGCUCCUACUACAUCUACAGUAAAGUGGAGGUCCACAGUCAUCCGGAGUUACACAGCGCGUGCACUUCACCCCUUCACUCUGGGAAUAUAUUCUCUUGCAUCACUUUUUAUUUUAUUUCCCGAUGGUCCUUAUCCAGUAAACUGAAACUGCACAUCGGAUUAUUAUGAUUAGAAUUAACGCAAUCCUGUUCACAUGGCUUUGGGAGUGUUUUUCGUCAUAAGUGCCUCUGCGCGCGAGCAUCCGCCGUCCUGAAAGCGCGUGCAAGCAGCACUACCACCUGUUGCAUCUGCUUUCCAGUGGAAACUGGGGGGGAGAAAAGAAACACAAAGUAAAGGAAACUUCUCACGGAUAUAACAUACACUAUGAGUCCGUGAGCGCGCUGCUCGUCCGUCGCGCCAAGGUUUCACUUUAAUCUGAGUGACAGUGCAAGAAGUUAUUAUUAUUAUUAUUAUUAUUAUUAUUUUUUUAUUUUUAUUUCGUGCUUCUUGUACUUUUUGCCCACUUUUUGCCUGUGGAUCUGUGGAUCGCGCGCACGGUGGACAGCGUCCGAGCGGUAGAAUGAGGACUGAGGCGCGUGCACGAUGGCUCGGGAGGACUCGGUGAAGUGUUUGCGCUGUCUGCUUUACGCGAUCAACUUACUCUUCUGGCUAAUGGCUCUGUGUGUGCUGGGAGUGGCUGCUUGGCUUAGGGAUUACCUGAACAAUGUGCUCACCUUAACCGCAGACACCAGGCUGGAAGAAGCAGCGGUCCUCACAUACUCCCCUGCAGUCCACCCUGUUGUCAUCGCUGUGUGCUGUUUCUUAAUCAUCGUGGCUAUGGUGGGCUACUGUGGCACGCUGAAAUGCAAUCUGCUACUCCUCUCCUGGUAUUUUGGCAGUCUGCUGGUGAUCUUCUGUGUGGAGUUGGCCAGUGGCGUGUGGACAUAUGAGGAGCCAUCGGUGCAGAGGUCCGAUAUGAUCAGCCUGAAGUCGCGUAUGCCCAACUACGGCCUGCAGCGCUACCAGUGGCUGACACACGCCUGGAACUCAUUUCAGACUGAGUUCAAAUGCUGCGGCGUGAUCUAUUUCACCGAUUGGCUCGAGAUGACGGAGAUGGAGUGGCCACCCGACUCCUGCUGCUCCAAUCAGUACGCAGGCUGCGCUCGCCACGCCCACUACAGUGACCUGAGCGACCUCUACCAGGAGGGCUGCGGUCCAAAAAUAUACAGUUUCAUUCGAGGCACAAAGCAGCUGCAGGUCCUACGCUUCCUGGGCGUGUCUAUAGGAGUGGCGCAGAUCCUGGCCAUGACCCUGACCCUCACGCUGCUCUGGGCGCUCUACUAUGACCACAAACCUCCUGAUCCUGCUCCACCUGACACCCUUACACACACACACUGCCUUGCCGAGGAGUCCCAAAAACCUGGACACGGGUGCUUACGGACGUCUGACACCUGUGCUAAUGGACACAGCCAGUUUGAAAUGGAGCAGCUCUGCUAGCAAAAAAUUUACGCCAUGAAUGAAUUGCUUGGUUACGUUACAUCUUUGUUGUUUGUUUUUUUACAUAUAUGAAAAACCUAUGGAGACUGGAACUGCAUCUACAAAGGGGAUAAUGUAGCAGCACCAUAAACACAGCUAUAUAUUAGGAUGCUGUAAAACACUCAGAACAUACCACUAAAAGCUUUAAGUGAUGAGAACAUUGUGGAAGUCCACCUAAGAAGCUAUCUAGCCUUUUCCGUCUAUAACCACUAGAGAACUGAAGGAGAGCUACAAGUUUUAAUUAUGGUUGUUCAUAUUUCGUACCUGGACUUCAGGAUUUAAAGGGCUGUCCUUACUAGACAUGCACAUAAACUUGGGUCUUAACUGUUUUUAUAACGGUGCCUUUAUGAAUUUCUCUGCUAUGCUAAGCUUUAUUAUUUGGAUGUUCUAAAUAUAUGUCUUAAUUUACUAGCAUUAUGUAAAGUAUUGAACAGUUCUAGUCUAGUAGACAAUAAAAUGUUGCAGAACGGCUUUGCUAUGGGAAAAGUUUGAAACAGAAGCCGUGUUUUUUAAUGAUGUAGCAUGUACACUGAAGCGUGUGUGUGAAUUAUAGUUCAUUUACAAGAA